CCCAAGGCCCGUAUGUUCACACUGGUGGAUGCUCGCGACGCUUUCCUACAGUGCAAGCUUGAUGACGAAAGCAGCCACUUGACGACCUUCUGGACACCGUGGGGUCGCAUGAGGUGGCUCAAGCUUCCAUUCGGUGGCUCUGUAUCGCCUGAAAUCUAUCAGCGCAAACAGCACGAACUGCUAGCAGGCCUGGCUGGCAUCGAACCAAUAGCGGAUGACAUUCUGGUGGUUGGGUGUGGCGACACAGAGGCAGAUGCGGAACGGGAUCAUGACACUAACCUGCGUGCUCUCAUGGAGCGAUGCAGAGCUGUGAAGCUGAGGCUGAGCGAGCGCAAGCUUCAGUUCAAACUUCAAGCAGUCCGCUUCCACGGACACAUACUGUCCUCAGAAGGACUGAAGAUUGAUCCAGAGAAAACGCGGGCUGUGUUGGAGAUGCCGACUCCUGCGGAUACAAAAGCUGUCCAACGCUUCAUCGGCUUUGUGACUUACCUUGCGAAAUUCCUGCCAAAGCUCUCAGAGGUCUGUGAGCCACUCCGCAGACUCCUGGAUAAGGACAUAGAAUGGCACUGGCUAGCCAAACAUGAGGACGCGGUGCAAGAAAUAAAGCGACUGGUCUCAAACACACCCGUUCUCAGAUAUUAUGAUGUCACAAAGCCUGUCACUGUCCAGAGUGAUGCCAGCAUGAAUGGGCUGGGAGGCUGCUUGCUGCAAGGGGGGCAGCCAGUGGCUUUUGCCUCAAGAGCCCUGACACAAACUGAGCAAAACUACGCUCAAAUAGAGAAAGAGUGUUUGAGCAUAGUCUUUGCAUGCCAAAGAUUUCACCAAUACUUAUAUGGCAGAGAAAAGGUCACUGCUGAAACAGACCACAAACCAUUGAUUACAAUCUUCAAGAAGCCCCUACUAAGUGCACCGAAACGUCUCCAGGGAAUGCUGAUGCAGCUGCAGUGUUAUAACCUCGACGUGGUGUACAAGCCCGGGCCAGAAAUGUACGUCAGUGACACUUUAAGCCGAGCUACUCUGCCUCACCAAGGGCCAGACACCCCACACGUGCGACAUGCAGUGUUUGUCACCCAGACAGAGUACUCACAGUUAGACCAAGCCCAGCACCUGAAUGUCACUGCUUUCAGAUUCCGUCAAAUAGCACAGCACACAGGAACGGAUGAUGUGCUCCAAGAGCUGAAGUCAGUGAUUCUAGACGGGUGGCCGGACUUCAAGGAGGACACCCCACUGGCAGUGCGGGACUACUGGCCUUUCCGGGAUGAGCUGAAUGUGCAAAAUGGUGUGCUAUACAGGGGACAGUGCAUUAUCAUCCCAAAGGCCCUGAGAGCAGAGCUACUCAAGCGCAUACACUAUAGCCACAUGGGUGGCGAGGCCUGUUAUAGACGGGCCAGGGAUACCCUCUUCUGGCCGGGCUUGAGGGCACAAAUCAAGGACUACGUAGCCAACUGCUCAGCAUGCAAUGAAUAUGCAAGGAAGCAGCAGAAGGAAUCCAUGAUGUCGUAUGAGAUACCCACACGUCCAUGGCAAACGGUGAGCAUGGACAUCUACUCCUAUGCGGGCAAGGAAUAUCUCAUCAUUGUAGACCACUACUCAGAUUACUGGGAAAUUGACCAGCUGCCAGAUCUAUCAGCUGACACGCUUAUCACACGCUGCAGAGCCCAGUUUGCGCGUUAUGGGCAACCUGACACAGUGAUCUCUGAUAAUGGCCCGCAGUUUGCGUGUGAACAAUUCAGAAAGUUCGCAACAAACUGGGGUUUUGCCCAUGUCACAUCCUCCCCCCGUCAUCCAAAGUCAAACGGCAAGGCCGAGUCGGCAGUGAAAAUAGCUAAAUCACUCUGCAAGUGGGCAAAAGCAGAUGGCACAGAUGCAUGGAUGGCUAUCCUGCACUGGCGCAACACGCCCACAGAGGGGUUAGACAGCAGCCCCGCCCAACGCUUAAUGUCACGAAGGCUCAAGACCUCGCUGCCAGUUGCAGACAGCCUGCUACAGCCACAUGUGGUGGCCGACGUGGCAGAGAAGUUGCAGUGGAAAAGGCGGAUGGCGAAAUCCUCCUAUGACAAAACCGCCAGGGACCUCCCUGAGCUGAAUGUGGGAGAUCGGAUCAGGAUGAAACCACUGCCAGGUGAUCGCACAGGAAGAUGGCCGCUGGGCCAAUGCAUCCAGAAAGUUGCUCCUCGCUCAUUCGUAGUGGAUGUCAACGGCACACUUUAUAGGCGCAACCGUGUGGAUCUUCGAGCAGCAGAGCGCUCAGCGGAAGUACAACCGACCAGAAAGCCAGAGCCGCACAGUCCUGAACAGAGACAUAUGACUGGGAAGUCGGCCUCAGCCGAGACCGGGCAUGGGUCAGGCCAGGGCAAGCCAGAAGGAAUGGAAAUCGCACCCCCCACAAGCAGUUCGGCUCCUUGUGCCCCGAGUACACCGCGGGCUGGGCUGGGCCCUACACCGGAGAAGCACAGCGGCUCACCGGGCCAUGCGGUUUUCACACGUUGUGGCCGCCUCUCACGCCCGCCUCAAAGACUGGACUGGUGACCUACGAGACACAUGAGAACAUGGGUUCGACUAGGGUGUAGGCGGAUCGCUGCCCUUACCAACGCCCACAUACACACGCACACACAGACAGUGGCAACACACACACACAUGGAGAUAUCUCACGAGAGACUGUAGGGAAAGAGUUUA
Alosa sapidissima (American shad) is the source of this 2676-nucleotide messenger RNA. RefSeq lists its product as uncharacterized. The record is from RefSeq and is a predicted model, not a curated record. Bases 13 to 2529 code for a protein of 838 amino acids. The transcript is spliced from 2 exons. Gene Ontology annotation, molecular function: nucleic acid binding. Gene Ontology annotation, biological process: DNA integration. Lineage: Eukaryota; Metazoa; Chordata; Actinopteri; Clupeiformes; Clupeidae.